CCGUACAUAAAGUGAAGCAAAGCGCAUCCGGCUGUGAUUUAAUGCUACCCCGUUGUCAUAUUUGCAGGAAAAUAGGUAAGUAGUAAGUAUUAGUACUUUUUAUUGACGUUGAUACUUGAGUUUUUUAAGCCUUUGUGAUUGUUUGUCAAUAUUAAAGUAAAGUCGCUAUCUGCUUUCUGCACAAAACUGUCGAAUUUGCAGCUUCGGUGAAGUCUGCUGUCAAGUUACUGGACACGUGGUAUUUGCACAACACUUCUGAAUCCGCAGCUUCGGUGUUUUAAGGCUGUUUCGAUAUGGAGAAGAAGUGGGAAGAGAUUUACGCGUUUAUUUCUGCGGGCUCCAACCCUUCAGGAUAUGACAAGGCUCAGAGGCAAAACCUCAGAAGAUAUGCCUCAAAAUUCCAACAAAAGGAUGGAGAACUCUUUGUUGGAACCAGAAGAGUAGUAAAAACCAUGGAUGAUGCCAGGAAGCUAUUUCAUGAGUUUCAUUCAUCUCCAAUUGGAGGACACACUGGCACACACAAAACGCUAAAUGCAGUGUGUUCCAGAUUUUACUGGUUUGGUAUGAUAGUUGACAUUAAAACAUGGAUUCUGGAAUGUGACCAGUGUCAAAAAGUUGGGAAACCACUGACUGCUGUGCAACCGUUGCAGUGUAUUCAGAGCCCUCCGAAAACUGGUGAAUGACCAGCAGAAUAACUGGGAUCUGUAUCUAGAUCCCACCCUGUUUUCACUGCGGUCAAAAGUACACACCACAACAAAAUACUCACCUUUUUUUCUGAUGUAUGGAAGAGAGGCAGUAUUUCCAUCAGAAGUGCCUGCUCAAGUGCCGAUUUCCAACAUCAUUCUGCCAGAUGACAAAAGGUACAGUGACUAUGUACAGUCUGAAAGUGAAGCACAACAUGCAGUUAAAGAAACUGCGCAAGAAAACAUUGCGAAGUCACAAGACAAGCAAAAGGUUGCAUACGCCAAGCGGGUCCUGAAAAAGUACAAAAAUGUUGUGUACAAUGUAGGGGAUCAAAUUCUGCUUCUAAAUAUGAGGAAACGUGGGCGAAAAGGAGGAAGACUUGAACCGGAUUUUUCAGGUCCCUACACAAUUGAUGACAUCAGUGGAAAAUGUGUUAGACUGAAAAACGCUGAGGGAAAUACUUUAAAAAGUCUAUACAGUAUUGACCACAUUAAACCUUAUAGAACAAGCCACCCUGUCCAAGUCUCAACUCCAACUGAACCUGUUGAGAGUAGCCCAUCUUCUGAGAUGCAGCCUUGCAGUCCUCAGCAUCAUCCUGAAGCGCUGCAAAAUAACAGACCCUCUGUCAUACAGUUUGCACCAAAAAUAGCUCAGGUAAAAUCAGUCCAAGCACCAGAAGAGCUUGUACCAGUGACCCCCCAGAAACCCAGCACGCAAGAAAAAGUGAAGUGGCUUUGGGCUGCAAAAGACACCGGGCGUGUGGAGGCAGUCGUUGGGCCAUACAAAUUGUAUGACUCUUCUUUUCGCACACUGGAGGACAGUGGGUGGCUUUCUGAUGAGGUCAUUGAUGGAUACCUGCACUGCCUCAUUAGGAAACAAAAGGAACCCGUGUAUCAGUUGUCUUGCGUUGUUGCAACCUCUCUGUUUUCUGGGAAGUUUAAAUGUGUCACCAAGAUGUUGUUUCCGGCUGAGGACAUUUGGUUGUGCCCACUGAACUUCGGUGCACACUGGAUCCUUGUGGUUGUCAAAAUCUCCUCACGAUCUGUACUGCUGUUAGACCCUCUUGGAAAUGAAGGUUGUUAUGAAAGGAAAAUUAUGCAUAACUGGAGCAAAAUGCUGGCUACAUUUUAA
Molecule: messenger RNA, 1815 nt
Organism: Oreochromis niloticus (Nile tilapia)
Lineage: Eukaryota; Metazoa; Chordata; Actinopteri; Cichliformes; Cichlidae
Exons: 12
Coding region: 778-1815 (345 amino acids)
Biological process (GO): proteolysis
Molecular function (GO): cysteine-type peptidase activity
Source: RefSeq, a predicted model, not a curated record